AUGUUUUUUAAAAUCGUUGUGGGUUUAUUGAUUCUUCUGUGUUUAAUUGGAAACACUUACAUCAUUUCAAGUGUUCUUUUAAAUAAAAACCUCAGAAAUUGGAUUGGAUAUCACGUGCUAAGUAUUGUUAUCGUGGAUUUUGUUACUGAAGCUUUUUUCAAAUCGUCAGCAGUUUUAAUGCUAAUGCAACAGAACACUUUUGGAGAUUAUCUUUGCUAUCCAAUUUAUAUCGCUUUGCGAUCGAGUCAAACAAUUAUUCUACUCAAUUUAUUGAUCGUUCUUUUCUGGAUUAACGUAGCGUGUUAUGAAAAAAUGAGAGUUUUAAAUAUCACGAGUAAUUCUAGAACAAUUUUGACGAUUGUCGCCUUGUGGAUUGGAACUAUUACUUAUGUUACAUAUGAAAAACUUAAACCACAUUCGGAACUUAAUCUAAAAUCGUGCCGAGAUGAUAAUAAACUUCUUUUUACAUAUGUUGUAAACAUCGCGAUCGCUUUGAUAUUGAUUGCAUUUUAUGUAUCGUUGAUCUCAUUGAAAAUAUUUCGAAAAGCAUCACGAACAGUUCGAAGUCAAGCUAUCUACAGUAACAUCAGCAUGGAACUGUUGCCCAUCAGUGAUGAAGACGAAUGCAAUGACAAACGAAUGAGAUUGAAUAUUUAUAAUUCCUGA
This is a messenger RNA of Clunio marinus, 666 nucleotides long. NCBI's taxonomy places the organism in Eukaryota, Metazoa, Arthropoda, Insecta, Diptera, Chironomidae. The record is from the annotation of a GenBank genome assembly.